GGUCCAUCAUGCCACCGUGCCUGCCUUGCGGAUCAGAGCUCUUUGAAUGCCUGUUGGGGUAUCCCUCUUAAGAACUUCUGGGGGGCCAAUUGGGACUCACUAAACACCUCUUUGGGACAUUAGGGCGUUGGUGAUGCCCCCAAACACGCGACAGAACUGCAAUGAGACGGUCACGACUGCUGUGGAUGGUGAAGAAAUUCGUUAUCAAUUUACGGACGAAUGUUCGAACGUUGACUCGGAAUCAAAAGAUGUGCACGACAUGUGGGGUAAUGCCAAAAACACGCCAUAACAUGUGCAACAAAGAUGCUACAGCGCCAGGGCAGUACCACGCGGCCGCCUUGGAUAUCACUUGGAUUUGAUAAAGCAAUGAAGCCAAACAAUAUUACGUAGCCAUACGGAAGAAUAAUCUAGACGGUUGAAAGAGAUACGGGAAUUAACUAAAAGCAUCAAAACGGAAUUUGUGGACAAGCAGAUCCAAGGAAGGGAUUGGACAUCCUUGAAAAGAAUAUGCCAUGCCGGUCGAAGCCCCACAAACAAGACAGACUACGUGAUCUACGAGGCGAGCUUGUUGAUAUCGAAGAGGUGGACACGAUGGCCGAGUAUUUGGAAUCAGAGUAAUGGACAGUCCGGCCAGCCAGCAACAGUGUUGGAUCGAGCACUACUCGGAGACGCCUGUGCACAUCACCGACACCAAUUUUUCAGACAAAGAUGUUGGAUUCGUAAUCUCAAAAUUGAAGCGGUGAACAACGUCUGGACUGGAUGACAUAGCAACGGAGUGGGCAUUGGCAAAAGACCGUAACAAAUCCAUACUAUUGACCUGUAUUACUUCGCUGAUCAACGCGUGCUGGAAAGAAAAGCAAGCGCCGACGGAAUGGAAACAUCCGACAUCACGGCCAUGUACAAAAACAAAGGGCCAAUCGAUCAGAGGGACAAUUACAGCCCUACCAGUCGAUUGUAUCAUUUGCAAGCUAUCUGCGACGCUAGUGCUGGGGAGACUACAAGACGCGGGGGCCAAGAGCAGACCGACAACGACACAAUUCGGUUUCAAGAGAAGGAUGGGCACCACCGAUAAAUUUCAUGUUGUGCACAGACAUGUCUAGCGUCUUCGAUCACACGCGGAACGGGAAGGACCAACCACUAUGAAUGCGCUGGACUGGAAGAAAACAUUCGACUCGAUCAACGUGACCGUUCUUUUGGACGCAUUGCGGUUUGUGGUGUACCACCACACAGUCUUUCACUCAGAAAGCACACGUGGACAGAAAUCACGCACCCUAAACCGACGAUCGGGAAUUGGGCAGGGUUGUCCUCGAUCGCCAUUCCUCUUUGUCAUGGUGACGAGUUUGGUUCCAAAGAACGCAGAAGACAAACUGGACGAGGCAUCGUUCACAGCUCUUGCUGGUAAUGUGGUUGUUCUUUGUACGUCGAUGACUCCCCCUUGGCUGGACGGCACGCUGGUCAACUAUAGGAUGCAAAUGCAGCAGCAGGAGCAGAAGUGGGGAUGAAGCUUUAUAGGGUAAAUUUCAGCUUAUAAACAGGCUGCGACAUGCAAAGUUGAGCCCCAGAUGGC
Prorocentrum cordatum is the source of this 1567-nucleotide messenger RNA. The record is from the annotation of a GenBank genome assembly. NCBI's taxonomy places the organism in Eukaryota, Dinophyceae, Prorocentrales, Prorocentraceae.